Molecule: messenger RNA, 1581 nt
Organism: Ceratotherium simum simum (southern white rhinoceros)
Lineage: Eukaryota; Metazoa; Chordata; Mammalia; Perissodactyla; Rhinocerotidae
Source: RefSeq, a predicted model, not a curated record
AGAGUAGAUACAUAAUGAGAGUGUUUUCAUUUUGUCAAAGGAAUAAAACAUUCUAAGAGCAGCGGAGCCUAAAUUGCCAGUUGCUGGUAUGACAUUGCAACCCAGAACGCUGAUAUAUAUAACACACUGUUGUCACUUGCAGACAAUAACAGGGUUUCUUUUUGUUUUCGGACUGUAGCUGUGUCAGCGUGUUAUGAUGCCGUCUCGUACCAACCUGGCUACUGGAAUCCCCAGUAGUAAAGUGAAAUACUCAAGGCUUUCCAGCACAGACGAUGGCUACAUUGACCUUCAGGGAGAAACUAACUUCUAAAGCCAGCAGAUUGUGGGAAUCUUCCUUCUUUCCUGCUGUCAUGAGAUCCAAUUUAUUAAAGUUUAAGAAAAGCCCUCCUAAGAUCCCAUAUAAGGCCAUUGCGCUUGCUACAGUGCUGUUUUUGUUUGGCGCCUUUCUUAUUAUCAUAGGCUCCCUCCUGCUGGCGGGCUAUAUCAGCAAAGGGGAGGCAAACCAGGCCGUUCCCUUCCUGAUCAUUGGCAUCUUGAUGUUCCUGCCAGGAUUUUACCACCUGCGCAUCGCCUUCUAUGCAUACAAAGGCUACCGGGGUUACUCCUACGAUGACAUUCCAGACUUUGAUGACUAGCACCCACAUCAGCCCUGAGGAGAAGAGUCACAGAUGGGACUGAGCCCAGCUUCAAGACAUUGAGCAGAAACUAUGACUAAGGGCUAAGGAAUUCUGCAGUUUGCAGAUGUUUAACAAAACAAUGGCCAGAUUUUAUGGGUCCACCCUAAAGAUGUUAACUGAGGUUACAAAUAGCUGAUUAGGACAUGCUCUACUUUUCAUCUCCUGGCCCUGGAAAAAGCUUGUGACAAGUUUUUCCACAUGAAUGUGUAUCAUGCAAGAAUGGCAGUGGUAAUUGUACAGGAAAGCAGGAGGGUACUCUAUAGUGGAAAGUGUUGCUGCCACCACCCUUUUUAGAAUUGAGCAUUUAUUUAAAUAGUUCUCAUCAUCAGUUUGCUCUUGUGACAAAUGGAAGAAUAUGGUGUGUUAAAUUUCUUAUUACUAAGUAAUUUAUUUUGAAAAUAUCUAAGUUAUCCCCUCUACUCAUCUCUAACUUCGUGUUCUAGUGGAAGACCUUGGCAAAGUCAAAUAUCAGUGUGGGUGCAUCUGUAAUGUUUUUUACUUGCUUGCUUAUUAACCAGCAACCAGGAAUUUUUUAAACCUCAGAGCAGUUUUCAAAAUGUAAACAUUUUCUCUUUUCACCAAUCUUUGGCCAGCUCUGAUCUGGUUCACCAGUAGGUUGGCCAGCAUAUAAUUAAGGUCAUUCUGUCCUUUGUAGAUCAAGAUGUACUGUAUAUCAUGCCUUUAAGGACUGGACUUUUGGCUGUUUCCUAAGGAAAAAUGUAGAUAAGUGGCUUUUAGACUUUAUAACCCCAUUGUUAGCACCUUGUAUUAUGAUGUCAUGCUGCUGAAGAUCUCAAGACUUGGCCUGGAUCCCUAGAGGACUAGACUGCCUUAGUUUGAUUCUGUUUCCUAGCUUGCAAAAAGUGGCUUAUAGUCAAAAGAAAUUAAAAUGUCAAAAUCUAAA